Trichophyton rubrum CBS 118892 is the source of this 2394-nucleotide messenger RNA. RefSeq lists its product as uncharacterized. Gene Ontology annotation, molecular function: protein binding. The transcript has 2 exons. NCBI's taxonomy places the organism in Eukaryota, Fungi, Ascomycota, Eurotiomycetes, Onygenales, Arthrodermataceae. Bases 1 to 2394 code for a protein of 797 amino acids. The record is from RefSeq and is a predicted model, not a curated record.
AUGGACCCUCUCUCGGUCACGGCAAGCAUCAUCGCCGUGGGCACCGUCGCGGGCAAGAUAUGCUCUGCUUUCACUGAGCUGAGGUCUCUCUGCCGCAGCCUUCCCGGGCGCCUCCAUGCAUUGAACAAUGAAGUCGCUGAUCUCGAGAUCGUUCUCUUUGAGCUCGCUUCGCUCACAGAAAGGCGGACGGCGGUACUCGACAGUGAACGGAUGUCUCUUCAACACCUGGUGAAACAGGCAGAGGUCAAGCUGUUGGAGUUGCAAGAAAUUGUAGGCCGACUGCGAACGGCGUAUCGAGAUGCUGCGGUUCCAUUUGCUCUUGGAGCCUUUAGCAAGGAAAAGACCAGGCUCCAGGGGUUGCAGGAGGAAAUCAGGUCGGUCAAAUGUGAUUUGAACAUCAUGCUUGGUGCUUCGAACUCACAAGAUAUGACUGAUAUGCGUCUUCAGUUGGAGGCCAUAUCCAUUAUCACUAGGGAAUCUUCCCAAGAAAACAUUGCUUUGCAAGGCCAGCUGAUCAGCAGUCUUUCGCACGUAGACGAGCGGGUGGCUCGUGUUGAAGAGCUGCUACGUUCCCAGGCACAAAAAGUCAAGGAAGAACAGUUCACCCAAGUUGGACCGCUCUACAAUAUCAUUGCUGCGAGACGACACUCCCCCCAUCCAAGGAAAGCCCCUAUACCUAGAGAUGGUGGGUUAAGCACUUACAGUGGACCGGCUACUCCGUAUCGGGUUCGCUGUGCUCCAGCAUGUACGUGUGCCUGUCAUACACAGUUACGGAGGGCCUCGCUUGGCCUCUUUGAGCGAGUUCUAGGACAACUGUUUAUUGGAUGCUCGGGGAUCCCCUAUCUGUCACCGAGCUGCGAUGCUGAUACAUGUACCAAAUACCGUGCGAGUAAGAUCAGCAUGGAAUACUGGUUCCCCAUGGGACACAACUCAACCAUUCUCCGUAUGCAGGCAGGGUAUCAAGCCAAUACUGGUCUCCUUUUCCAGCUCCAGACUUUGAGAAGUGUUCCUGAUGACGCGCAGUGUGUGAAAUUUGCAUUGGCUGGGGAUAUAGAAGGUUUGAAGUAUCUCUUUGCCAAUGGCCUCGCUUCUCCGAGAGAUAUAAGUCCGGCAAGAGGCUACACCCUUCUUCGCUGGGCGCUUUACGGUAAGAAAUAUGCCACUUGCGAGUUUCUUCUCCAUGCAGGUGCAGAUCCGGACUACAGACCCAUAGCCAUGUCGGAUAACAGCCCUCGGAUGAAGGCCUGUCACUUUCUUCUUGAAGGAGGCCUCCCGGAGGAUGGCACUGAUGCAUUGCGGCUAAUUGUUCGAGGUGGUCAUUAUGAUGAUUUUAUCGACGAGUCAAACUUCACUCAGACACAUCGUAUUGUUCUUGGUUUGUCACUUCGGAGCUUAGAAGAAGAAGUAAAACUGCAUCCGGAAGAUAUCAAUGCUCAGGACUCUAUGGGCCGGACUCCAUUGGCUUGGGCGGCAGCACGAGGAGAUAGCCAUGCUGUUGUUACCCUGUUAAGCCACGGAGCUGAUCCAAACAUCAUAGAUGUACAGAUAUCCGGGCCAGUAUCAAAUGCAGCUGCUCGGGGCUAUACGGCCUGUGUUCGACUGUUACUUGAGGCUGGAGCCCAUCCAGACCCUCCAAUGCCUACGGGAGUGAAAAAAGGCUCCCCACUGAAUGUGGCAGCCCGCAAUGCUACUGAUAUCCUGCUACUGAAGAACCUGCUGGACUUUGGGGCCGACCCUGAUUCAAGUGGUACGGACGGAGACACGCCUCUAAUCCACGCUGCCCGGACUGAUAACUCUAGCUUUGCGUUACUGUUUCUUGAGUAUGGCGCAGAUAUCAACUGCAUCUCAAAAAAGGGAGCCACCCCUUUGACCACCGCCAUCACUUAUAACAGCCAUAAUGUCCUGUCAUUGAUUUUGGACAGGUGGCAUGAGUACUCGGACUGUCCACGUCUAAAAGCACCGGAUUUACUCCAGGCCGUGGCCUUGUAUGCAGAUGUUAAGACUAUGCAAAUCAUUUCGAGCAUGGAUCAUCUGCGAUCGAGGCAGGACAAGGAUUAUAUCAUUGGAGACUUUAGCAGCCGCUUACAUCAAAGGCCUGACCUGACAGAGGAGUUAACCAUUGCCUUUGGUAACCUGCUAGAUGCCAUCAACAACGUCAAUACCACGAAGCCGAAGUCUCGUAUCUGUCCGGAAAAGUUGCUCGAGGCUGGUUCAAUGCCGCCCCUGCUCACUAAUAAUCAGAUAUCCAGAGAAGAUUGUCAAGACAGCCCCAGCUCAGAAUCAGGAUGUUUCUUUUCCUGUCCUGGGUCGCCUGUUGGCUUUUUUGAUAUCAGUGAUGAGAAUGCUCCAAGCGCUUUCCCAGAUGACGUUGAGUCCCAACCAAAUCACCCGUGA